GUCCAGGCGACAGCUUCCCCAGAGGCGCUGGCUUCUUCUGGCAUUGGCAUUCUGCAGCAUCACCAGGGGCCCUGACACGGCCUCUUCUGAGCCCGGAACGCUACGGCCGCAGCUUCUUCAGGACUUACGCGACCCGAGGCUCGCACUUUACAGCCCAAAGCAUCGGAGGGACGUGCGCAAGUACCGCGACAAGGUCCUGGCUGUUGCAGGCCUUCAAUCCAGAGAGGCCCCUCGCCUCGCCCGAACGCUGCGAAGGCGCUCGGGCAGCGCUGCACUCGAGGAAGAGCUUCCCUGUGCAGUCGGUGUCCAUCAUGGCCUGGGCUGUUUGCAAAGGGCAAUGGAGGCAUCGGCGGCAGGGGCAAGGAUACGCUUUGACAGCGUUCUGCUGCCAUGGAACUGCCCCAAAGACGCGCAG
Messenger RNA from Symbiodinium pilosum, 415 nucleotides. The record is from the annotation of a GenBank genome assembly. Lineage: Eukaryota; Dinophyceae; Suessiales; Symbiodiniaceae.